AUGAUAUUUUCAGCUGACGUACUUGAUCCAAAUUCAAAAGAAGUUAAAGAACUAAAAGAUUUGAUUCUGAGGAUUUUGGAGCUUGUUGGCAAGCCAAAUCUCGCUGAUUUUUUUCCUAUUCUAAAGCCAUUUGAUCCUCAGGGAAUUAGAAGAGAUAUUAAGCCUGCUUAUGAUGUGAACAAUAUGGCCCGGAUGAACUGGAUCUCCCCGAAGUUAGACUACUGCUCAUGCCAACAGGAUUUGUUUAUAGGAGGUACAGAUGCCACUACUGCCACAAUCGAAUGGGCAAUGGCAGAGCUUCUUCACAACCCAGAGAAAAUGGCAAAAGUAAAGCAAGAAAUUGUAGAAAAAGUUGGCUCAGGGUUUAGUGUCAAGGAGGCAGACAUCAUGCAACUUCAUUAUCUAGAUGCAGUCCUAAAAGAAACAAUGAGACUCCAUCCCACAACACCACUUCUCAUCCAUUCUGCCGAGACAGACGUGCAACUUUGUGGUUUCGUCAUUCCAAAACAUACUCAGGUAAUGGUGAACGCAUGGUCGAUCACGAGGGAUGCAGCUUACUGGAAAGAUCCCACCAUAUUUCUACCAGAAAGGUUUCUGAAUUCAGACAUUGAUUUCAGGGGAAGGGAUUUAUCCCUCAUCCCUUUUGGCUCUGGAAGGCGAAUUUGCCCUGGAUUGCCGCUGGCAGUGAGAAUGGUGAAAUUGUUGUUGGCUACUCUUGUACAUAAUUCUGAUUGGAAACUUCCUAAUGGUAUGAAACCAAAAGAUAUGGACAUGAAAGAUAAGUUUGGGCUUUCACUUGAGAAAGCUGAACCUCUUGCUGCUAUUCCUGUGAGAGUUUCAAAUUGUUGA
Coffea arabica (coffee) is the source of this 849-nucleotide messenger RNA. The record is from RefSeq and is a predicted model, not a curated record. NCBI's taxonomy places the organism in Eukaryota, Viridiplantae, Streptophyta, Magnoliopsida, Gentianales, Rubiaceae.